AGCGCACAUGGAGUCGCGCCGCGGCCCCGCCACGGCCGCCUAGGGCAGCGCCGCCGCCGCGACCCCGCGCAGCCCCCGCGCCGCGCCGCGGGCAUGGCUGCCGGGAGCCGGCCCCGGGGGGUCCUGCUGCCGCUGCUGGUGCUGCUGCUGCUGGUGCUGCUGCUCUCGCCGCCGCCGCGGUGCGGGGCGAGCGGCGGGUGCGCGGCGGAGCCCGGCCCGCUGGAGCCCUUCGACGCGCUGUACGCCAGCGGCGUGGAGGCCUACUACGGCGGCGACUUCGCGGGCGCGGCGCGCUGCCUGGAGCGGGCGCUGCGCAGCCGGCGGGAGCUGCGCGCCGCGCGGCUGCGGUGCCGGCGGCGCUGCCGCGGGCAGGUGCGGCUGGCGCCGCUGGGCGCCGGCGCCGGCGGGGACCUUCCCUUCUUCGCGUCGGUGCUGCGGCGCGCCGGGUGCCUGCGGCGCUGCGAGGAGCCGCCCCUGGGCGCCGCCUCCCGCCACCGCGCCGCCGAGGAGGUGCGCGCCGACUUCCAGCGCAGGGUGCCCUACAGCUACCUGCAGCGCGCCUACAUCCAGCUGAACAAGCUGGAGGAGGCAGCAGAUGCAGCUCACACUUUCUUUAUGGCAAACCCUGAGCACAUGGAAAUACAACAGGACAUUGAGAAUUACAAAACCACGGCAGGGAAGGUCAACCUGAUUGACCGAGAGGCCAAACCGCACAUGGAGGACUACACUGCUGGGGUAAGGCACUACGAUAAGGAGGAGUACGAGCUGGCCAUUGAGUUCUUUGAGCGCGCAUUGAAAGAGUACUACUCUGAGGAUGAAGAGUGCCAGAUCAUGUGUGAAGGGCCUCAGAGAUUUGAGGAGCAUGAAUACCUGGAAUAUAAGGCUGGCCUCUACGAAGCUAUUGCAGAUCACUACAUGCAAGUCCUGAUGUGCAAACACGACUGCGUCCGAGAACUCGCCACACGUUCGGGACGUAUCUCGCCCAUUGAGAAUUUCCUUCCUCUCCAUUAUGACUACUUGCAGUUUGCCUAUUACAGAGUCGGUGACUAUGUGAAAGCUCUGGAGUGUGCCAAGUCCUACCUUCUCUUCCACCCAGAUGAUGAAGAUGUUUUAGAGAACGCAAGUUAUUAUGAGGGCCUUUUGGAAGGUACUCUGGAUCCAGACACCAUCAAGCCCAGAAAGGAAGCUAAAAUGCUACUGAGGCGCCAUAGGCUGGAAUCUCACCUCUUGCAGAUGGCUGCAGCCGGCCUUGGAUUCGCCUACACAGAGCCAAACUACUGGAACCGGUAUGGAGCCCGUCAGGAUGAGCACAGUGUUCCAUCAAGUAUUAGCAGUGAACCAGAGGAUGGGCCCAGGCUGUCCCUGGGAAAGAAACCUGUAUCCAAAACAGAUCGAGAGUUGAAGGAGGGGGGUCCUCUUCUCUACAGCGACGUGAAGUUUGUCUACAACUCCCAACAGCUGAACGGCACCCAGCGAGUGCUGCUGGAUAAUGUCAUCUCAGAGGAGCAGUGCCAAGAGCUUCACAGGGUGGCCAGUGGGAUCAUGUUGGCUGGAGAUGGUUACAGGGGCAAAACCUCACCCCAUACCCCAAAUGAGAGAUUUGAAGGAGCCACUGUCCUCAAAGCCCUCAAGUAUGGCUAUGAGGGUCGUGUCCCACUGAAGAGCGCCCGCCUCUUCUACGACAUCAGCGAGAAGGCUCGCAGGAUCGUCGAGUCCUACUUCAUGCUGAACUCCACGCUGUACUUCUCCUACACACACUUGGUGUGCCGCACAGCCCUGUCUGGCCAGCAGGAGAAGAGGAACGACCUGAGCCAUCCCAUCCAUGCCGACAACUGCCUCUUGGACCCCGAGGCCAACGAGUGCUGGAAGGAGCCUCCUGCCUACACCUUCCGGGAUUACAGUGCCCUUCUUUACAUGAAUGCGGACUUCGAAGGAGGCGAGUUCAUUUUCACUGAGAUGGAUGCCAAAACUGUAACCGCCUCUAUCAAGCCCAAGUGCGGGCGAAUGAUCAGCUUCUCAUCGGGCGGUGAGAACCCCCACGGGGUGAAAGCCGUGACCAAAGGCCAGAGGUGUGCUGUGGCUCUCUGGUUUACCUUGGACCCACUUUACAGAGAGCUGGAGCGAAUCCAGGCAGAUGAAGUGAUUGCAAUGUUGGACCAGGAGCACCUAGGACCCAGUGAAAUGAACAUCAACCCAAAGGAUGAGCUAUGAACUAGGCCAAAGACUUUUUCUAUUAAAUAUUUAUUUAAUAUUGUUAAUCUUAUUAGAACCCUUCUAUUUUUGUACAGAGCCGCUGUAUAAAUUAACAGGUUAAUAUGAUUGUGGAGUUUCAGAAGUGCCUCUUCUGUGUUUAGCACAGCUCUUGCUGGGACCCCUUAUUCCUGUGCCAGCAUCUUCUACUGAAACUGACUUUUCCUCUUGGAUACCCUGUCCUUCCGUAGCACUUCUCAGGACUCAUUCAAACCCACUGUACCUACUUGGAGGACCCUCUUUUUUAUUCCUCAGGCAGAAGUAGCUGCUUCUCCUCAGCCCCUGCUGAGAGAAAUGUCUCUGAUGUGAUGAUGGAGCAUUGACAGCCCCCCUUUCUGUGCCUGCUGAGCACUGGUCAAAGACCCAGGCAUUGCUGCCCUGAGGGAGACUGCCACCCCUUUCCUCUUGGAGCAUGCAUCAGUUGUGGCUGUUCUUUUCAUGCUGUCUUCCCUCUCAAAGCCCUUUACCAUUUGGAGCAUGCUUGUUAAGGAGAAUACAAAGCAAAAUCCAACUCCUAAGUAAGUGCACAUCUCUCUGUAGUCAUGCAAAGCUGGGGUUUGGGCAUUAAUUCAAAGCUGAACUUCCAGAAACCACCUGCUGAGCAGAGGCAUGGGCUUCGCACAGGCGUGAAGGCUCUUGGUUUGCAACUGUAUCCAGUGAAAUAGGACCUGUCACUCAUGUUCAGUCCUUUCUUUUGAUAAUGGCCUGGGAUGCAGGAAAGAAACUGCCUCAUGCCUCAUCCUUUAAGCUUCCAACCCAGUGCUGCUGCUGAUAAAACCCAAGGUUAAAAGUCAUAGUUUCCAGGUUCAUGUUCAAAAGCAUCUGAAGGUCUCAGGGACGUUACAGUGCCACAGUGUUGGAUGAUCAUGGUGCAGCUUUGUCUGUACUGUUGAUGUAUUGGCUGCAUCCUCCCAUCUCGACAGUGCAGAAACAGCAGCUGUUUAUGAUGUCCUAGCGUCUAUUCACUCAGAAUGUUUCUGACCUAAUCCAAGGGUAUUGCAGGGAAAGUGUGUGCUGCUUAUCACAAGAAGUUUACUAGGCAAAUAACUGCUACUAAGCUAUUAAAUCAUUCUUCUCUCACCAUCAGCCUAACUCCUGUGCAUAAAACCAGAGCAGCCCCUACGAAAAUCAGAACAAGCACUGAAGUCUCAGACUUUCCUAGGUCCCAGUUAUAGGGACAGCUUUUAUUUCAACCCAACAGAUGCCUCUGCUGCUAGAAAGCAGUUUCUAAAAGCCAGGUUGCAGCAGUCUUCACUGCUGAAUUUCCUGCAAGGCUGCUGUCUCUCCAAAAAGCACCUUGGGGUCUUGGCUGGAGUUUGCCUCAAGCUCCCUGACCAGCUUAGCUCAGCUUCCUGCUGCAUUGGCUUGGCACUUACCUAGCCCUUCUCUGCUCCCUUGUGUCAGCUUUGGCAUUUCUAGCACUUAAAAUCUGCAAUAGAGAAUUGGCUUUUCUCUCUGUCGAUGCUGCUUGUCCAAGUCUCAGGCUUGGUAGCACCCUCCUUGCUCUCUGUCCCUGGCUGAGAAGGCCAUGUGCAGGAAUGAUCCUUUUGCAGAGACCACCUCGAAAGCUGGCCCAUGGCAGGAUACAGGGGUGCUCAAAGCAUCUGGAAAAACAAUUGCUCAGACUGUGAAGGGGGCACCAUCACUGUCAAGCAAACUGUGGAAGGAUCAUUUGCUGCACAUCCUUCACUGUCAAAUCUGUGGGGAAGAAAGCUUAGAGUGUUUCUGAGCCACCUAUGUGGCCCAUUUCACUGAGGCUUUCUCUCUCUUCCUAGUAUACUGUACUGCUGGUUCCCAGAGCAAAUGCCCACACAGUUUGCCUUUCAGUGACCCAUCCCUGUUUAUGUCUCCCCUGUAAAUGCUUAGAUCCCCUUUUUAAAAUAGCCAAAGGAAAAGGUUGGGGGAAAGGAAGAGAGGACAGAUGGAGAGCUGAAGUGCCGGUUAUGUUUUGCCUCAUCUGCACCGUGCCAUUGCAUCCAAGAUCAGACUCCCUGAGCACUGCCAUCACCUUUAGCAUGAGUUUGUGCUGCUUACCACAGUUCAUUCACAUCCCCCUGACAAACAGGUCAGCUUUCACGGCUUGAAAUUGUCUACCCCAACACAUCCCAGUUGCUGCUGCCCCUUCGAAACAGCACGAUGUGGACCCUGCUCUUCAGGGUCCCAGGCUGCAAGGAGCUGGCUGCUUUAUAGCAGCUGGUCCCUCUGCGGGGAGGGACAAGGGGCUGUUUUUGCACCUGUGUGUCCCCUUUCCAGGUUGUGAUUUGUUUGCUGCUGUGGUGGUUAGCCGGAGCUGUGUCUAAAUUCAGGGGAAAUAAACUAAAGACAACA
Dromaius novaehollandiae (emu) is the source of this 4578-nucleotide messenger RNA. RefSeq names its product prolyl 3-hydroxylase 2 (gene P3H2). The record is from RefSeq and is a predicted model, not a curated record. Gene Ontology annotation, cellular component: endoplasmic reticulum. The transcript has 15 exons. NCBI's taxonomy places the organism in Eukaryota, Metazoa, Chordata, Aves, Casuariiformes, Dromaiidae. Gene Ontology annotation, molecular function: protein binding; L-ascorbic acid binding; procollagen-proline 3-dioxygenase activity. Bases 94 to 2211 code for a protein of 705 amino acids. Gene Ontology annotation, biological process: collagen metabolic process.